UUCUCUCGCUUAUAAAUAGGGACAUACCCAGGAAGACAGGAGGAAAAAUAAUAUUAGAUCGUUAUUGUAAAAAUGGCGGCGGACAGCGUAAACCCGUUUAACCUAAGCGACUCCGAGGAGGAAUCUGAGCGGAGGCCGGAUGGUGCCGAGAACGAACGGAGCCCGAGCGACGGAACGCCAGGCCGGGGCUGCGCUCCUCUUUCCCCGCGAGCGGACUCCGAAGCCGCCGCGCUGCCGCUGUCCAGCACUAGGACGAGUCCGGGUGUGGAGGAGCUUCCUGUUCUGGCUGUCACCAUGGGAGGCAACGCGGAGACGCGGGUGUCAGCGGAUGCUAUAGCCGCUCAGCUGCUCCGGGAUCAGUAUAUCCUCACGGCGCUGGAAUUCCACACCGAGCUUCUCGAGAGUGGCCGAGAGCUCCCUCGACUGCGUGACUAUUUCUCAAACCCCGGCAACUUCGAGAGGCAGAGCGGGACUCCACCCGGCGCUUGCAAGGAGCAAGGGCUGGGCAUAGCGGGACAGCUUAACCGAGCCGGCAGCAUCAGCACCCUGGACUCCCUCGACUUCACCCGCUACUCUGACGACGGGAACAGGGAGUCUGACGAACGGGUCGCAGUCCUGGAGUUUGAGCUACGGAAAGCCAAGGAAACCAUUCAGGCCCUGCGCACCAACUUGACUCAGGCAGCAGAGAGUGAGGUGCCCACCAAGGACAGAAGGAACUUCAGAUCCUGCCCUGAAAUUCAGGAGCCCAUCCGUCCCCUGGAGAAAAGAGCGCUGAACUUUCUAGUCAAUGAAUAUCUGUUGAAAAAUAACUACAAGCUUUCCUCCAUCACAUUCUCAGAUGAAAAUGAUGAUCAGGAUUUUGAGCUGUGGGAUGACGUGGGACUGAACACUCCAAAGCCCCCUGACCUUCUUCACCUUUACCGAAACUGUGGGACCUGCUCGACCUCACCCCGCGACACUGUGGACAUCGCUGUGGGUGUGGAGGCAGAAGACCUGCCGAGGAGCUCUAUUACCCAUCAGCCCAUGCAAAGCAUCGAACGAAUACAACAGGCAGAGGUGGUCCAGGAGCUGGAGUACCAGAUCAGCCUGCUGAACAACGAGAAGCAGAGUCUGUCUGAACAGAUCAAGAGGCUCCAAGGUGAAAUUGAGGCCCUGAGGAAAAGCGUCUCCAUCCCUCCAGCAGCAGCUGGCGAGACUGGGAGCCCCGCGUUGGGUGCAGUCCCAGCUCCGGCCCCCCCUCCCGUGGUCAACCAACAGCAUGGCGAAACGGCAGAGUCCACAGAGCAAGGCAAUGUUGUCACUGACCGCCCGAGGACGAACGCCCACCCGGAAUCGGGCCUGCCUAAGGUCACAACGGUGACCUCACAGUGCAAUGUAAAGUUGAAAUGCAAGACGGCACAGAGCCAAGAUCCAGCACAGUUUGCCAAACCCAACAGAAAUCUCUCUCCUGCCUUUCUCCAGGCACUUUUGUCCUUCUGUCGAAUGUCUGCCGACAGCCGUCUCGGCUCUGAGGUGUCUCGAAUCGCCGACAGCGAGGAGAGCCUCAUGCUCAUGUUGGGACGCUGCCUACCUCACAUCGUCCCCAACGUGCUGCUCGCCAAACGCGAGAGAAUGGUCACGCACCUGUGUCAGGAGCUGAUCCCCCUCAUCCUGUGCACCGCCUGCCUCCACCCAGAGCCCAGGGAACGGGACCAGCUGCUCCACAUCCUCUUUAACCUCAUCAAGAGGCCGGAUGACGAGCAAAGGCAGAUGAUCCUGACAGGGUGUGUGGCGUUUGCACGUCAUGUGGGCCCCAUGCGUGUGGAGGCGGAGCUUCUGCCACAGUGCUGGGAGCAGAUCAACCAUAAGUACCCCGAGCGCAGACUUCUUGUAGCGGAGUCUUGUGGAGCCCUGGCACCUUACCUGCCUACGGAGAUCCGCAGCUCGCUGGUGCUCUCCAUGCUGCAGCAGAUGCUGACGGAGGACAAGGCGGACAUGGUGCGUGAAGCCGUGGUCAGGAGUCUAGGCGUCAUCAUGGGCUACAUCGACGACCCGGAGAAGUACAGCCAGGGCUUUGAGCUGACGCUGCUGUGCUUGGGCGACCCGUCGGAGCGGGUAGUCUGCGCCACCCACCAGGUGUUCAUCCCGGCCUUCGCAGCCUGGACCACAGAGCUGGGCUACCUGCAGACACAGCUCCUGCCUGCCCUGCUGGCACGCAUCGACGGGCUGCUGAGGGAAGGAGAAUCCGGCGUCGACGAGCACAAGCUCCACAUGUUCCUGUCGGCCCUGCAGUCUCUGACCCCGCCCCUGUUCGCCACGGUGCUGCAGAACGCCCCCUUCACCGGCCUAGCCACGCUGCAGGGCGAGGCCCCGCCUAUCGAGGUGACGAGGUUCCCCCGGCCGGCGUCCCCCCUGCAGGACGUGGCGACCGUGGUAGGGAGCCGGGAGCAGCUGGCGUUGCUGCUGCAGCUUUAUGAGCACCAGCUGGAGCAUGAGGGCACCGCCGGCUGGGACACCCUGUUGUGGGUGGUCAACCAACUGUUACCACAGCUCAUUGAUAUCGUGGGACACAUCAACGUCACCUCUACGACCUGCGUCCACGAGUUCUCCCGGUUCUUCUGGAGGCUGUGCCGAACUUUCGGGAAAAUUUUCACAAACGCCAAGGUAAAGCCGCAGUUCCAAGAAAUUCUCAGGCUAUCAGAGGAAAACGUGGACGCUACAGCUGGGAACGGCAUUCUCACAAAGGCUACAGUGCCUGUAUAUGCGACUGGGGUUCUGACAUGUUACAAUCAGGAAGAGGACCGCAAGCUUCUGAUUGGCUUCUUGGAGGACGUCAUGACGACCCUGUCUUUGUCACAUGCCCCCCUGGACAGUCUGAAAGCAGCUUUUGUGGAGCUGGGGGCCAACCCGGCCUAUCACGAGCUGCUCCUGACCGUUCUCUGGUACGGCGUUGUCCACACCUCCGCCCUGGUGCGCUGCACUGCGGCUCGAAUGUUUGAGCUGUUGGUGAAAGGGGUGAAUGAAACUCUGGUGGCUCAGAGAGUUGUUCCAGCUCUAAUCACCCUCUCCAGCGAUCCGGAAAUCUCUGUGAGGAUAUCGACGAUACCUGCGUUUGGAACAAUAAUGGAAACUGUAACACAGAGAGAGCUGCAGGAGAGAGUGAAAAUGCAGCUGGCUUCCUUCCUGGAGGACCCUCAGUAUCAGGACCAGCAUGCUUUGCACAUGGAGGUCAUCAGGACCUUCGGAAGAGUUGGGCCCAAUGCUGACCCCAGGUUCCGGGAUGAAUUUGUCCUCCCUCAUCUCCACAGCCUGGCCCUGGACAACAACGCACAGACGGUGGAGAGUAAGAGGAUCGACAUCGCCACCCAGUUAUUCGAGGCCUACAGCGCCCUCUCCUGCUGUUUCAUUUCAGAAGAAUGGCUGGUGAUUCACUUCCUGCCCGGACUCAAGUGUUUACGGACUGACAUGGAGCAGUUUUCACCUGAACACGAGGCUAUUCUGAGCUCCAUGAUUAAAGAAUGUGAGCAAAGAAUGGAAAACAGGGGCGUCCAGGAACAGCAAGGCUCUAUAUCGAUUGCCGCGAGUCUCGUGAGCGAAGAUGCAAAAACAAAAUUCCUGAGCAAGAUGGGUCAGUUGACCACUUCUGGGGCCAUGUUGGCCAAUGUGUUUCAGAGGAAGAAGUGAACUACAUUUCCCAUUCCCUCUACUGGGCCACAGAGCCUUCUACUUGAAGUCAAUUUUCUGCCUUGAUUUGUUUGUAUGUGUAUGAUUUAUUUCUUACAACUUUGUUCCAACCCAUAAAGAAAUUUGCACUUCUUUUAUCAUUU
Molecule: messenger RNA, 3806 nt
Organism: Megalops cyprinoides (Indo-Pacific tarpon)
Lineage: Eukaryota; Metazoa; Chordata; Actinopteri; Elopiformes; Megalopidae
Product: RAB11-binding protein RELCH homolog
Exons: 30
Coding region: 73-3663 (1196 amino acids)
Biological process (GO): intracellular cholesterol transport
Cellular component (GO): recycling endosome; trans-Golgi network
Molecular function (GO): protein binding
Source: RefSeq, a predicted model, not a curated record